GAAGUGGACGACGUCGAAAUGCGGAGGCGGAGGAGGAGGAGGAGGAUGGGUGGAUGACGAGGAUCGAGAGAAGAGAGCGGGACCGGUAUAAGAAUUGGGUUUGUUUUGCUGCCCGCGCCUGGCUGGACUUGGUACGCGAUGGAUAUAUAAGGUACGUAGUACGUACUUGGUGGUGAGGUACUGCAUUCGACGGGCGGCGCAAUGACAUGGGGCGGGGGGCGUUGUCGCGAGCGAGGAGCCGUGGCGGUGCCGAGUUAUUAUCGAGUGUCUUCUGUUGUCUUGGCUGCCAUUCGGAUGGGUCAAUGGAAGAAGUACUCUUCCCUUGGUGGACGGGCAGAGAGAUCCAUCGUCACAGAACUACUUCUCUUCUCCCAAUUGACGCCGAUAUCAUCAUCAUCGACGGAAUAUCCAUCCCUCCGACCGUCGACCGUCCUUUGACUCCUGAGGCGUUCCUGUCGUCUUGUCUUAUCGAUAACGGCGGGGCUGAUCGUCGGCCAAUGAGGGGCGAUGGAUUAUGUCAGCGCAUUUCACUUCCGUCAGUCCUCGGGCAAAAGGUCGUCUUUCUCCUGGCUGAAGAUGGAUCCGUUAUUCCUUCGAAUAUUGUUCUGGAAGAGCUCAUUCUCCAUUGUUCAUGACCCAAAGAAUAUUCUUCAUUAUUCUUUCAUCAUCAUCAUCUUCUUUUCUUUUCUUGUCUUGUCUUGUCUUGUCUCUCAAUCGAACCCACUCGCUGUCCCCCGCGGACGAUCCUCCAGUCAAAAUCCGAAUUCUCAGCCUUCUGAGUACCCGGACGGGUACCCGUACCUGAUAUCAUCU
This is a messenger RNA of Amorphotheca resinae ATCC 22711, 813 nucleotides long. RefSeq lists its product as hypothetical. NCBI's taxonomy places the organism in Eukaryota, Fungi, Ascomycota, Leotiomycetes, Helotiales, Amorphothecaceae. The coding region runs from base 207 to 635 and encodes 142 amino acids. The record is from RefSeq and is a predicted model, not a curated record. The transcript has a single exon.